Molecule: messenger RNA, 3027 nt
Organism: Aethina tumida (small hive beetle)
Lineage: Eukaryota; Metazoa; Arthropoda; Insecta; Coleoptera; Nitidulidae
Exons: 7
Coding region: 120-2927 (935 amino acids)
Cellular component (GO): nucleus
Molecular function (GO): zinc ion binding
Source: RefSeq, a predicted model, not a curated record
ACUGAAAAUGAGCAGUGAAAUUUAUAUCGAGUACCAAUUUCCAGUGGCUAAAAAGCGCAUAACCCUACCAAGCAUUGAAUAUAGACGCCAUUAUAUAAAACCACCUAACACUGUCAAACAUGCUGAAAUGUUUUGUAUCGAAUUGUGAAAAUAUAAACGGAAUACAGUUUCCAAAAGAUGAACAACACAAAAAAGUGUGGUUGGAAAAUUUGAAUAUCGUUGGGAGAGUGCCACAAGAUGUCGAUUUCGUUUGUUUAGACCACUUCGACGCAAAUGAUUUAGUCAAUGGCGAAACCGAUAUAAAGGAAGGUGCAGUACCAAAAUGUUUACCACUGCAAGAAGAAAUAAGUUCUAUGAUGGAAGAGGGUAUAAUUGAGUUAUCGGAUUCAGCACAAAUUAAUAUAAAAGAAAUUUAUACUUGUCGACUAUGUGGUUUGGAAGUUGCCAGUGCAAAACAUUUAACUGACUUGGUAGAUAACAUAGAAGUUCGUACCAUUAUAAACAAAUGUUUAUUUCCGUUUCAGAUAACAAAAGAUGAAGAAGACAAAUCUAAAUAUGUUUGCUUGGAAUGCUAUGCAGCUCUGCAAAACUUCUAUAGGUACCGGUCCAUGAUUUUCGAAAGGAAUAACGUAGUUGAAUGUGAAAUAAAUAAAGAUGUGAGAAGCGACAAACGUAAAACUGAUCUUGAAUAUGAAUCUGAAGUUAAAAAACCAAAACUAAUUGAUGGUGAUGUCUUUAAAGAUGAUAUAGAAAGGCAACUAGAAGAGAUGGAGAAUGGCGUGGCGCCCGAAGAGUAUUUGGAUUCCGACGUCACAUUUGUAACCGACAGUGAUAAUUCAGACGAUUAUGAAAUAAUUAACGCGACGUCGAAAUCACACCAUAUCGAAAAACCUCAUGUCGUCAUAGCCGAGAAAAAAUACGACCAUGUUGAAGAAGAAUUGCGUAGGGUUCUAGAGGGUCAACUUUCGGAAGAGCAAAUUCAAGCGGAAAAUAUCAUAAUUGCUGUCGAAGCCGAUGAGGAAACCAACACCAGAAAAGCUUCGAUAUCUCAAAUGAAACUUCCGAUCGUUAUCAAACAUGUAGCAAAUGGACAACAAAAUAAGAAUUCUAUUAUAAUGGAUAAGGAACCAAAUGGGUCCAGUCAGAAGAAACAGAAGAUCCCUGUUAAAGAUGGUCAAGUGGUAUUACCCAAAGGUAUAAGUGUUCGAGUUCCGGAAAAAUACACCUCUGAUGUGGGAGUUUAUGAAGGAGUUCCCAGACUUUUUAUUUUCAACUCCGAAUUUUGCAUGGUCGAUGACUAUCUUUAUGAGUACCGAUUGUGUAAAGGAAAUUUAAGGUAUCUUCGAUGCAUUUCCCCAAAUUGCAAAAGUUUGGCUAUGCAAAAGAAAUUGAGCAGCACCGAAUACAGUACAUCAGUAACAGUUAAAGAACCACACAACCAUCAAAAACCAAACGAAAAAGAAAUGAAGAAACAAAUGUUUUAUCACGUAAUGAAAAGGAUGAUGCAAAAUGAUAAAUCCAUGAACUUCAAAUCCGUAUAUGAACAAGUCUGUGAAAUAGAUCCUGAAAUAAGGACCCUGGUGCCACUUCGCAAUGUUAUUCAUGAGAUUUGUCGUCAUCAGUUAAGUCACAAGCCGCCGGUGAUUUCCACCUUCGAUCAGUUCUAUGAUAAAAUUGAAGACGACAUAUACAAAAAGCUUCACUUUACUCACGGCAGCAAACAAUUCUACCAGGAGAAAUUUGAAGCGGAAGAUGACAGUAAAGCCAUUGUGUUUGCAAAUUGUGAGACCAUCGAGGAAGUAUCUUACAGUAAACUUAUGUACGUGGACGCCUCAUUCCGGAUAGACUCAACCGAUCAGUUCAAAUACCAAUUAGUUACCAUACUAGUCUGGGUGGAAGAAAGCUAUUACCCCAUCCUGUUUGCGUUGGUCAACAAAAAGACGCAGGGAAUUUACAAGAAGAUUCUAGAAUAUUUGCACGACAUUCUGGCUCCAAAUUUGCGACCGGAAGAGAUUGUUACUGAUUACGAAGCUAAUUUAUACUAUGCUUUAGGUGGAACGUACGUCGAUUCACAUAUCGGCGGUUCAGUUUUCUACUACACUCAGAAUUUGUACAAGAAAAUCUGUUCCCUAAACCUGUCACGGGACUUGGAGGCAAAUUCAUACUUCAGAAAUAUAUACCAUAUGUUAUUGAUGUUGCCGCUAUUACCUGUAAACACAAUUUUAGACGGACUGAAUAAUAUAGAGAUACAAGCAAGAGAAUUAGGAAUAAUGGAUCUUACUCAGCCAUUGUUCGAGCACAUAAGAACGCAAUGGAUGCAGAAAGUCACUCCCGACUUGUUCUGCGUCCACAGACUGGAAAAUCGGAUAAAUGAAAAUGUGAUUGCGCCUUUCAAAAAACUGAGAGAUUUUCUAAUGUUUGCUAAAGGUAAAGGUGCCAAACAUUCUUCCACAAUUAUGGGAGUGGUAGAAAAAUUGAUAGAACUCGAAUCCUUCUUGCAAACUACCUAUUCAGCACCCAACAAAAAAUCGUUUGCCAGAGAUCUGUCUAGUAGUCAAAAGAAAAACGUAUUAAAAGCCUGGCAGUUUAUUGAAAGUCAUCCGAAAAUAAACAUUAAUAACUUCUUUACAAAAGUACUGGGAUACAUUAAAUGUAUGGAAAAUCAACUGUGGAUUUGGGGAUUUUACCGAUACACCGGUGGUGUUGAGGAUGACUUAAUAAACUGUGUAAAUUUCAUGAUAGUUUCAAACGAUCUUGAAAUUGCCAACAACAAAGUUAUUGACGAGGGAGAAUUCGCGGAUUCGGAAAACUCUGUAGUCAUGGAAGCAGUGAUAGACGAAAACGGUGGUUUCGUGUUGCAAGGGGACCAUGAAGUUGACCAGUCACCGUUUAACAAUGGAUUUUUAAAUUAUGUUUACAAAGAAUAAUGUGUAGGUUACACAUUUCAAAAAGUAUUUUCUUGUUUUGUAUAAAUUUUGUUUUAAUUAAUUAAGAAACAAUUAAUUUAAUAAAAAAAUAUGAAUUUUA